AUGAGUAAUUGUCAACCACCACCAAAUCAAAUAAGAGUAUGUGUAGGAGACACACAAGAGUUGACAGCACUUGUAACAAAUGAUUUAUUGGCAACCAAUGUUGGAAGUGGAGAUGUAGAAGUAUUAUCGACACCUUCGUUGAUAGCAUUAUUUGAACGUGUAUCAUGUGAUCUUUUACGUGGUAAUAUCGAUGCCAACAUGACAACUGUAGGAACAUCAAUCAAUGUACAACAUCUAGAUGCUACACCACUUGGAAUACAAGUCAGAGUUAUUGCUACUGUCACUUCAGUCGAGAGUAAAAAGGUAUCAUUCAAAUGUGAAGCAUUUGACACUAAAAAGAUUGGUGAAGGAACACAUGAAAGAUACUUGGUUAAUAGAGAUAGAUUUUUGGAAAGAGCAAAUUCUAAAAGGGUUUAA
Molecule: messenger RNA, 417 nt
Organism: Cavenderia fasciculata
Lineage: Eukaryota; Evosea; Eumycetozoa; Acytosteliales; Cavenderiaceae
Exons: 1
Coding region: 1-417 (138 amino acids)
Source: RefSeq, a predicted model, not a curated record